Molecule: messenger RNA, 4256 nt
Organism: Cloeon dipterum
Lineage: Eukaryota; Metazoa; Arthropoda; Insecta; Ephemeroptera; Baetidae
Gene: Chi
Product: LIM domain-binding protein 2 Chi
Exons: 10
Coding region: 256-2166 (636 amino acids)
Biological process (GO): negative regulation of transcription by RNA polymerase II; nervous system development; positive regulation of transcription by RNA polymerase II
Cellular component (GO): transcription regulator complex; nucleus
Molecular function (GO): LIM domain binding
Source: RefSeq, a predicted model, not a curated record
CGUUGGCAGCCUUGUAUAGAUGGCGUUGUUUUGACGCUGUCAUCUUGAAAGUCGCCCAUUUUUCUGUCUGCUUUGAGCAAAGAGCAGCAGGCAGGCGAAGCUUGAGCGAAAACAGUGCAGCAUGAGUGGAGGCGUGCGCGUCGUCUGAGAUUCGGCCCGAAUUCGACCGAGCAUCGAGCGUGCCACGAGCCGAACUUUCACCGAGCGCAAAAUGGGCCCGCGUUUCGCCGAGACUUUCGGCCCCGCACACCGACAAUGAGGCAGGGCCGCGGCGGCGGUGCUCCGAGGACAAAGAAAUGUUGUAACAGCAACAGACGCGUUGUGUCCGGUUUGAACCUGCCUCCAACCCUGGACGACACGUCUGCCUGGAAGCAGGCGGGAGGCCCCGGAGGCCCCAACUCAGGCGCGUCACCCUCCGAGCCUCCCCCUGGCUUUGCGCAGCAAGUGGGCAGCGGAGGGCCGGCGCCGGGCCAGCCGCCCCCCAACCAGCCCUUCGGGCCCGGCGGCUUCCCCUCGGGGCCCUUCCCGCCGGGAAACUCGGCCGGACCUGCUGGCUUCAGUCCCGGCGGCAACUCGGGGCCCUACCCGCCCCCGGGCGCCGGCACACCUACGUGUCCCCCGCAGUACACGCCGUCGCCGGCGCCCUCGGGCUCCUCCACCCCGGGGCCCGGUUCCGCGCCGCCCCAGUUCUCGGCAGCGCCGCCUCCAGGCGCCGGGGGCGGCUUCCCUGGUGGUGGACCCCCAAAUCCAGGUGGACCGCUUUACAACGGCCCUGGGUCGUUUCCCUCGAACGCGGGCUUUGUAGGCCGGCCGGGCUCGUCGGGGGCGCCGUACGCGGGUCCUCCGCAGGGUGGCCCGCACCCUGGCCACUUCCCCUCGCCCGGCCAGCCGUUCCCCAGUGGGCCACCGUCGUUCGGCAUGCCGCCCGGCUCGCCCUUUGGACACCCGCCGGGCCACCCCAUGCCCCACGGGCCGCCCGUGCACGCCAUGAUGCCCGGACAGAUGGGCCCCGGCGGGCCCAUGGACCGAAUGGACCAGGGGCCUCUGCCAGUCCCGCGACGGCACACGCCCUACUUCGGCCAGCCAGACUACCGAGUUUAUGAACUCAACAGGCGGCUGCAACAGCGGACAGAGGAGAGUGACAAUCUGUGGUGGGACGCUUUCGCCACCGAGUUUUUCGAGGAUGACGCCACGCUCACUCUCACCUUUUGUUUAGAAGACGGACCGAAGAGAUACACCAUAGGCCGCACACUUAUACCAAGAUAUUUCCGUAGCAUAUUCGACGGCGGAGUGACGGAACUGUACUACAGCCUCCGCAACCCUAAAGAGAGUUUCCACAACACUAGCAUUACGUUAGAUUGCGACCAAUGCUCCAUGGUCACCCACCAUGGAAAGCCCCUCUUUACUAAGGUGUGCACCGACGGCCGAUUGAUAUUAGAAUUCACCUUUGACGACCUGAUGCGAAUCAAGUCGUGGCACCUGGCCGUUCGAACGCACAGGGAACUGAUUCCUAGGUCUGUGGUGACGAUGCACGCGCAACAGGACCCAAGCAUGUUGGACCAGUUGGGCAAGAACAUCACCAGGCAGGGCAUCACCAACGCUACCCUCAACUACCUAAGGCUAUGCGUCAUCCUGGAGCCUAUGCAGGAGCUGAUGUCGCGGCACAAGGCGUACGCACUCACGCCCAGGGACUGCCUGAAGACAACUCUGUUUCAGAAGUGGCAGCGCAUGGUCGCGCCGCCCGGUAAGAGAGAAUCACAAAGGCCUGCCAACAAAAGACGAAAACGCAAAGGGUCGCAGUCCGGGGCCGGUGCUAACAACGCUCCUCCGGCGCCUAACAAGAAAAGAUCUCCAGGACCUAACUUCUCUUUAGCUUCUCAGGAUGUAAUGGUUGUGGGCGAGCCGUCGUUGAUGGGCGGCGAGUUUGGCGAUGAGGACGAGCGACUGAUCACGCGUCUGGAGAACACGCAGUACGACGCAGCCAACUCGCUGGACGACAACAACUUCUCGGACUCGCCGCUGCCGGGCGGGCCCAACAGCUGGGGCGGUGGGGGCCCUGGUGGGCCGGUGCCAGGGGGGCCGGAUUCGCGGGGCCAGCCGCCUGGGCCGGGCAACACGCCGUCGAGUCAGGAUUCUGAGAAGAAGUCGCCCGCAGUGAGCCAGUGAACGAACUGAGACCAGUUAGUUUAACAUUUUAUUUCCGUUCACCCGUUUCGCAUUUGCAUUUUUGCCCGAGCAGUUGGGACUCGAGUACUUACUUGGGAGCUCGAAAAAUUGAGUGCAGCAUAUCAACCAAUCACUCUCUCACUCGGCGCGGGGACACUUUUAACUAAACAGUAAUAAUGAAAGCAAUUCUUGCCAUGCGGUCGGAGAGACAGGACACACAGUAUUUAAUUGAAACAAAAAUCGCAGUUAGUUACUUUAGCAGCAGCAGCAGCCAAGACUGUCCUUGAUCGAUCGUCGAUUGUAUUGUGUGUGCGUGUGGACACUUCUUCCUCGUUGGACGUACAGACGGACGAACGGAAAAAUUCAAGACGGUGUACAGUUUUAGUGAGCCACCGUUUCAACCGCUCUUUAAUCGCCACCUCGGACCCCCUACUCCUCCCCCUCCUCCUCUUUGGAUCCUCAAAGUAAUCACUUUUAUUCUCAUGGGAGCUUUGAUGAUCUCAAUUUUAGAAUGUCAUACAUUUUUUAGGCUUGGCUUUCAAUUAAAAAACCAACUUGCAACUUUUGUAAUCCUCUUGGUUCUCUAUGUAAUAGAGUCAAACCUGUGUUUCUAGUUUGUUUCUAGCCGGUUUUUUGCUGGAGUCGCUUACGGUUUUUCGAAAUGAGCCACAUGAAUCGGCUGGGUUUGCACAAUUUUGCAGAUUGGUGUUUUUAUUUAGGGUUUUUUGCAGUAAGAAAAUUCCUUGCGUUGGACUCUUCUUAUUUUGUUACUAUAUUCAGUUUAAAAUUUAACUUAAAUAUGAAAACGACAUUUUGUUUGGAAAAUAUUUCCCCCGAUUACACUAUUUAAACUAUUGUCUCUGAGGUUUUACUGAACAAGAAAAAUUGUAAUGAUAUGAAAUCCUCUACUGUAUUGCAACUCCGUUUUUUCUUAUUUCCUGACAGUAAUAUUACCAAUUACUCCUAACUGGAAUGUUGUUUUAUGACUUCGAAUAUUUCCUUAAAAAGUUUACCUUAUUUUUUUUCGAAAAAUUUGAAUGGCUAAGGAGUAUUUAUAAAUAUUUGAAAAUUUGGAAAAAACUAAAAAUUCUUUUAAUUCUUGUAUUUAAAAACAACUUUUUACUCAGUUGUUCAUAUUUUUUACAAUUCAGACACUUGAAAUGUCAGUGAAUACUGAUUCAACCCUAAAAUUGGCAUUAAAAAUUAUGAAAUUUUUUUCUGGUGCAGGGAAUGAUGUUAUUUUUAUGAAAAAUGUUAAUAUUUACAAAUAGUUGAACCAACUUUUGAAAUAUAGUUGAUUUUUAACUGCUUUUAAACAUUUUGAAGUGGAUCGAAAUGCUGCAUCAGACAAAAUAAAUUACGCAUUUUAAAACCAACAAAUUUAGUAGAAAAUAAAUUCAGGAAAUAAAUAUUUUAUGGACUUAAAAUAAGGGAUUUUUUCCGUAUCUGCAAAAAACCCGCGAAAAUACAUACAUUUACAACCCAGUGCAGUUGUUUGACAGACAAACCCUGAGAGCCGGAAGAAGUUGUUGUUUUAACCCUUCCUCAGUGCAGUUUUACGUUUUCAAACAGUUUUUUUUACUCUUUUGAGGCUUCCAUCAUGAGUGGGCCAUGGUUUUUACUACCACGUUUUAUCACGUCCUCGUGAGCCCCCUCCCUCCCAGCCUUCCCCAAAUAACACGCAGAAUCAAAGAAAGUUUCUUCAACUGUGCGGCGGCGGCAGAAUUUGAGUUUUCUAAGGACAAUUCCUAUUUUUGUUUGUGACAAACAGAUUUUAAAUGAUGUUUAUUUUGAGAGGUUUUAUUGAUUUAUUGUUUCAAACGAGCGACGGACAGGUGCUCAAAUUUUAAACCUUUUCGAAAUUUGUGAACCGCACCUCAGCCGAGUCCGUGCUAAAAAUAACUCGUUUUAGAACAAUAAAAAGGGCCUCGAAAGGUCGAGUUGCUUCUGGUGGCUCCCAGGGGGGCCGAGUGUGUGUGGUUCAUCGGCCGCAUUUUUUUUUCUUUUCUGGGGUCGAGUGCCGUGAGCAACAUAGACCUUGAGAGGGACGAAAAUACCAACAACCAACCAUUUAUACACAAACACACACG